Messenger RNA from Clavispora lusitaniae ATCC 42720, 1353 nucleotides. It is a transcript of the gene ALG2, whose product is annotated as GDP-Man:Man(1)GlcNAc(2)-PP-dolichol alpha-1,3-mannosyltransferase. Gene Ontology annotation, cellular component: endomembrane system. NCBI's taxonomy places the organism in Eukaryota, Fungi, Ascomycota, Pichiomycetes, Serinales, Metschnikowiaceae. Gene Ontology annotation, molecular function: alpha-1,3-mannosyltransferase activity; GDP-Man:Man(1)GlcNAc(2)-PP-Dol alpha-1,3-mannosyltransferase activity. The record is from RefSeq and is a predicted model, not a curated record.
AUGGCCAAAAUAGCAUUUGUCCAUCCGGACCUCGGCAUUGGAGGAGCAGAAAGACUAGUGGUGGACGCAGCAGUUGGCCUCCAGGAAAGAGGCCAUCAUGUCACCAUUUACACCUCCCAUUGUGACAUGUCCCACUGUUUUGACGAGAUUUCAUCGGGUGUUCUCGCGGUAAAGGUAUUUGGGGAUUUUCUUCCCACCACCAUCUUGGGCAAGUUCCACAUUCUCUGUGCCAUUCUCAGGCAGCUCUAUUUGGUGUUGCGGUUGAUACUAAGCGGCGAAAUCCGCGCCUACGACUUUUUCAUAGUGGACCAGCUUUCUUUCUGUGUGCCCUUGUUGAAUGCCUUUAGCACUGCAGCGGCUCGUGUGUUGUUUUACUGCCACUUCCCAGACCAGCUCUUGGCGAAAAAGGGCGGCGCCGUCAAAAAACUUUAUCGUGUGCCCUUUGACGCCGUCGAAGAGUGGUCUACAGGCACAAGCGACCAGAUUGUCGUGAACUCCACCUUCACCAAGUCCAUCUUCCACAGCACCUUCACUCAUCUAUCUGCAGUAGACCCGGGCGUGAUUUACCCCUGUGUUGACGUUUUGCAGCCACAACAGGACAAUGCGCUGGCCGAACAAGAAUGGGCGCAGUUCAUGGGCCACUCUCGCUAUUUCCUCUCCAUCAACCGUUUCGAGCGCUUGAAAAACGUGGCCUUGGCCAUACGUGCGUAUGCCAAGCUUGAAAAGUCGGCCCGGCCCAGAUUGGUCAUUGCGGGCGGCUUCGAUGCUCGCGUGAGAGAAAACGUCGAGUACUUGGCCGAGUUGGAGAAACUCUGCGAUUCUCUAGGUUUGGUUCACUAUACAUUCCGUGGAAAACUCGUGGCGAUGCCAAAGUCAACAGAAGUGGUAUUUUUGCCCUCGGUGAAGAACUCGGUGAAGAACGCUGCGUUGAAGACUGCGCUUUUGCUUCUUUAUACCCCAACUUUCGAGCAUUUCGGAAUUGUGCCAGUGGAAAGUAUGUUACACAAAACGCCUGUUUUGGCAAUCGAUAGGGGAGGUCCGUUAGAGUCGAUCGUUAACUUCACAGGCGAAAACUUGGAUAAUGCAACGGGAUUUAAUAGACCGAAUGACAUUGACGCAUGGGCCGAAGUUUUGUCCGAGUUUUCGCUGUCGAGUAAAGACAAUGUGAGAGCAAAGCUCGGCGAAAAUGGUUGGCACCGUGCCAAUGAGCUCUUUUCCCGUGAUCAAAUGAGCGAACAAUUCGAAGCAAACUUGUUAACUGCAGCAAAAGCACCCAAAAAAAGCUUGCUGGUAUGGCCUUUUGCGGCGGCGACAGUGGUUCUUGUUGGAAUGAUCUUGUCCUUGUGGCAUUGA